Sphaeroforma arctica JP610 is the source of this 1292-nucleotide messenger RNA. RefSeq lists its product as hypothetical. The record is from RefSeq and is a predicted model, not a curated record. Gene Ontology annotation, molecular function: protein binding. Lineage: Eukaryota; Ichthyosporea; Ichthyophonida. The transcript has a single exon. The annotation marks the transcript as partial.
UGUUUGGCGUCGAUCUGUUUCAUAUGUCUUCACAAGCACUGCAAUUCUAGAUUGGUUUUGAUGGUUUGAUACUCCACACUGUUGCAGAGCACCUCGAAUGCGGGCCUUUGCAUCAAGUAUAUGGAAACAAACAUCUAGCGUUGGGCAACCUUCACCUAAUGUCAGUGCUGGCACAACGGAACACGAGACAGAAUGGGACAGAGUGAGCACUGCAGCACAGCAUCGGGGGGACAUGGAUUCUGAUCGUGCCAUUCAAGUUACUUCCACGACAUUUAAAUACAAUCGAUCUAUUACUGCAUUAAUGGCGUACUCAAAUUACGAGGAGAUGCUAAAAAGUGGUACUAUACCGAAUACGGAGACUUAUAAUACUGUGAUCGUUAGUUGUGCGAAUGCAGGCGGACGUGAUUCGUGGCAGAAAGCCUUGCAUCUAUUUUAUGAGAUGGAAACCAAGGGUGUCAAACGCGAUACGUUGACCUACAAUGCCACUAUAACCAUAUGCAAGAAGAGAUACCAGUGGAAACAGGCCUUGAAUCUGUUUUAUGAGAUGGAGACCAAUGGUAUCGAACGCGAUACGAUUACCUACAAUGCCAUUAUAUCCGCAUGCAAUAAGAGAUACCAGUGGCAGAAGGCCUUGGAUUUGUUUUAUGAGAUGGAGACUAAGGGUAUCGAACGCGAUACGAAGACCUACAGUGCCGCUAUAACGGCCUAUGGGAUGGGAAAACAGUGGCAGAAAGCCUUGAAUCUGUUUUAUGAGUUGGAGACCAAGGGUCUGAAACGCAAUAGGAUGACCUACAGUGCCGCUAUAUCCGUAUGCGGGAAGGGAGAUAUGUGGCAGAAGGCCUUGGAUCUGUUUUAUGAGAUGGAGACCAAGGGUAUCGAACAAAAUUGGAUGACCUACAGCGCCGCUAUAUACGCAUGCGAGAGGGGAGAGCAGUGGCAGAAAGCCUUGGAUCUGUUUUAUGAGAUGAAGACCAAGGGUAUUAAACGUGAUACGAUCAUCUACAAUACCAUUAUAUCCGCAUGCGAGAAGGUAGAUAAUGGGCAGAAGGCCUUGAAUCUGUUUCAUGAGAUGGGGACCAAAGGUAUCACACGCGAUACGGUGACCUACAAUACCACUAUAUCCGCGUGCGAGAAAGGAGAUCAGUGGCAGAAGGCCUUGAACCUGUUUAAUGAGAUGGAGACCAAGGGUAUCAAACGCAAUAAGAGGACCUAUAGUGCCGCUAUAUCCGCAUGCGGGAAGGGAGAUAUGUGGCAGUAUGCCUUGGAUCUGUUUUAUGAGAUGGAGACCAAAG